AUGUUUGCUAAUGAUGGUUAUAAUGACUGGAAGCAUCUUAGUGAGAGACUUAAAGAUCAUGAAAAAAGUGUAGAGCAUAUGAAUAACAUGAAAACUUGGAAAGAGCUGAAAGUUAGAUUUGAGAAGAAUCUCACAAUUAAUAAACCACUACAGAAAGAAAUUGCAAAAGAGAAAGAACGUUGGAGGUUUGUCUUAGCUAGAAUAAUUGCUGUUGUAAAAUUUCUUGCUAAAAGAAAUCUAGCUUUUCGUGGAAAAAAUGAAAAACUUUACCAAGAUAGUAAUGGUAAUUUCUUAGGUGCUAUUGAAAUGAUUGCAGAAUUUGAUUUGAUAAUCCAAGAUCAUAUUAGACGCAUUCAUAGUCAUGAAAUUCAUUGUCAUUAUCUUGGUCAUAAUAUUCAAAAUGAGUUUAUCUCUCUUUUGGCUCAUAAUGUUCAGCUUUCCAUCGUUAAAACCAUUAAAGAGUCUAGAUACUUUUCUGUCAUUCUUGAUUGCACACCUGAUGUGAGCCAUCAAGAGCAAAUGACCUUGAUAAUUCGAUGUGUGAAAAUAUCAAAUAGAAAAGCAAGUGUAGAAGAGUACUUCUUAGAGUUUCUAAAGGUGGAUGACACCACUGGAUUAGGUCUCUUUGAUAAGUUACUAGAUGCUUUAAAGUCUCUUACUCUUGAUUUUGAGAAUAUUAGAGGUCAAGGUUAUGAUAAUGGUUCUAACAUGAAAGGAAAACAUCAAGGUGUUCAAAAGAGAUUACUUGAUGUAAAUCCAAAAGCUUUGUAUAUGACGUGUGCUUGUCAUAGUCUUAAUCUUGUGGUUAGUGAUAUGGCUCAUUCAUGUGUAAAAGCUAUUUCUUUCUUUGGAAUUGUGCAACGCAUAUAUGCAUUAUUUUCUAGUUCUUCUAAGAGAUGGAAAAUUUUGCUUGAUCAUGUUCCUUGCUUUACUGUAAAAUCUUUGUGUAACACACGUUGGGAGAGUCGAAUUAAAAGUGUCAAAGCUAUUAGGUUCCAAGCUCCACAAGUAAGAUCAGCUUUAUUGGAAUUAUAUGAGUCUUGUGAUGAUGCUAUGACAAAGAGUGAUGCUGAAAGUUUGAUCAUGGCAUUUGAUAAUUUUGAAUUUAUCCUUGGCAUUGUUAUUUGGUAUGAUAUUUUGUUUGCCAUUAACUCAGUGAGUAAGAAUUUACAGUCUAAAUCAUUUUGCAUUGAUAAUGCUUUAAAACAAUUGCAAGGUGUGUGUUUGUUUUUUGAGAAGUAUAGACAUGAAGGGUUUAGUUCUAGUUUGAGCAUAGCUCAAACUAUUGCUCGUGAUAUGGAUGUAGAUCCUAUAUUUCCACAGAAGCGUCAUGUUUUCAGAAAAAAACAAUUUGAUGAAAUUGGUUUGGAUGAGGAAAUACAAUCUAGUGAAGAUGCAUUUAGAGUCGAUUACUUUUUGGUUGUGGUGGACAUGGCAAUGUCUUCGGUGAAGACCAGAUUUGAUCAAAUGAAAACUUUUGAAAGUAUUUUUGGUUUCUUAUUUGAUUCGAAAAAGUUAAAGACAUUACAUGAUAGUGGUUUACAAGAGCAUUGCUGUAACUUAUGCAAAACUUUUUCUCAUGGUAACUCGUCGAAUGUUGAUUUAGAUGAUCUUUUUUCAGAAUUGAGAGUGCUUCAAACGACUUUACCUGAUGUGUGA
Molecule: messenger RNA, 1659 nt
Organism: Camelina sativa (false flax)
Lineage: Eukaryota; Viridiplantae; Streptophyta; Magnoliopsida; Brassicales; Brassicaceae
Source: RefSeq, a predicted model, not a curated record